Messenger RNA from Xyrichtys novacula (pearly razorfish), 19600 nucleotides. Lineage: Eukaryota; Metazoa; Chordata; Actinopteri; Labriformes; Labridae. The record is from the annotation of a GenBank genome assembly.
AUGACGAGAUCGUGGGGAAAAAAGGGCAGAGCGGAGUCUUUCUCAGCGGCGGAGCAAACACUCCUCAUGAAGUUGUACAAAGAGUACAAGGGAAAAUUUCAUAAGAAGGGCAACACUGUUGCCAUUGUGAAAGCCGGAGAUGGCGUGGUAAAGUAUCGCGGACCGUUUAGAUUCGUAAGUUAUAGCCGACAAAUAUUUUACAACCGACGCAUGUCUCGAUGCAGUCAGCAUGCUUGGCUGUCUGAUUUUAUUCCUCACUUCUGCGUAUGUACUGUAAACACUUUUUUUUUUUUACUUUUCAUCUCAUGUAAGUGCAGCUCACUCAUACAGUCUGUCAGCCUCUGUGCAGCACCUUCGCAGCAAGCAGGGGCGCUUACAGCAGCAGGGGGCGCCAAUUUGACAAGAGUUAAUACAAAACCGCUUUGCGGUGCAGAUUUAUUAUUAUUAUCUUUUUUCUUUCUUUUUUGGAAGUGCUCGUGCCGCCCCCCAUGAGUCAUGACACAAAUGCCGCCCCGGGCCAAGAACCGCUACUGUACUGUAGGCAUAAUUCAUGUUCUUGAUUUGACAAAUAGAUAGCCAUGAUGUCUUUCUUUUUUUUUUAAUGGGGAUGAUGGUGGCACAGCGCCCUUCAUUUAAAUAAGGGAGAAGACACAAAUGAGCUUGUACACAGAGUAGUCAUGUCGUCAUUUGCCAUCACCUUUACAUUAUCAUCAUCAUAAUCAGAAUGGACCAAUGGUGAGAGGAAGGUUUUUUUUAAUGGGAAAUUGCUGCUGUUGUCGCCUUCAGUGUUUUGGAUGAGAUCGUUUGUGCCUUUAUUCUGUUAUGUGUUGACAGUACAUUGAGAGUCACAGAAUAAAAGAAAGAAAAUCUGAUAUUUCCAAAUAAUUACCGCUGACGGGAUCGAACCCACAGAGCAGUGCAAAACACAUUUUACCGUCACUUCUCUUCAGCUACUGAAUUUCUCUUGCUCUUUGAGGUUGGCGUAGUAUUGGGCAUGUCCGGAUUCACGUAUUCACGUAUAAAUUGUUUUAAAAAGCUCUCAAUUUAUUUUUCCGAACAAGAGCAUCAUUUAUUACAGAUAAAGAUGAAAUUACUGUGUGACAUGCGGUUCACAAAGCGUCUUCUGGAAGCCCGUCAGAGCUUCUCUGAGACGCAGCUAAGGUUAGCUUGACCGUAAGCCUGCCUGGGACCAGGCUUGUCGCGCUGGCUGAGUUACCAUGGUUACCAAGCCACGCUAGACCUAAGCCUCGUUUGUAGAACCAAACUCUCACUAAAAUUAGCCAAGCUAACCGAAAUAAGCCAGGCUUUGAGCAAAGCCAGCUUCGUGGAAUACCCCCCAGGUCAAGUCGUGAUUUUAGGCACUGGAACAGGUUUAAGGAGGAGAGAAGGUGGUUUUAUUCAUGUAACAGUGAUGAGCUGUAAAAGCUUGAGAGGUUUUAUAGUAGAAUAUAGAUAAAUCACAAUGAAUGACUGAUAAUGUUGUGAGAGCCAAACAUGUCUGAAGUGGAGUUCAUCUUAAUGUUAGUCGUCAUGACGGGUUUUAGGGGUUGGACUUGGACCUGUUCCCCCAGUCUGCUACACUAUCUUCACUGCAGUAUGCAAAGGCAUUAUCUGAGUCUGCAACUGUCUCUUCAGGAGGUAAGUUCCUUUUCUCUGAAAACUUUUAAACUUUUUAAACUCUUUAAAUCUGGUUUCAUAGAUUUCAGGAGAGACUGUGAACAUGUAGCAGAGAUCAGUCAUUUCAUCUAAACUCUGUAAACGCACUUUGUAAAGUUUGGGGUCAUCACUGAGAGUCUUUGUAGGGGCCCGUUGAGUCUGGUCAGUUUGUAAAAAAACAGAUUGGACUUUAUUUUCACUUUUACUCUCCCCCUCCUCCUCCCUCUCUCUUCCUCGAUAAACAGGACGCUGUACGAACGUUUGAAUUCUACGUAUUUGUUACUCACACACACCUACAUCGGUGGGCAACUAUUUGGCAGACUGUCUGGGGUCCAUCCAUCCUGCAUUUUUGGUGAGAUGUAAGUCUUUUGGUAUUUCCCUGCCUGAACAUUUUAAUGAAGAAGAAGAGCAGACUGAGAGUAAAGCGCCCUCUGGUUGUGGUUGUGUUAUAGUUUUUCACAAUUGCUAAAACUCAUUUCUUGACACCUCCACCCAUUUUCUCAAAUCCUUGAACACAAAUCCAAAAAUCCAAAUAACAUUCACCAAACCCUGGACUCUUCCUGUCAUCUUGUUUAGGCUGUGACGCCUGUUCCUCAGAUGUGUUUAGCUCUUGUUUUAGUGAGUGAGAAUGUGUUUGCUGGUUGUGUCUAACCUGGAGAAAGGUGCCAUAAGAGUGACAGAUUCAGACUGCUGACCUUUUAGUUCAGAUGAUAAGAGUUAGUGUUUUAGCAACUAAGAGUAAUCAGUCAGAGUUCAGACAGAAACAGAGCGUUUUAGUUUAUAAAGCUGAACAUAGAGGCUGGUCGACAGCAAAGUGUAUCCUUCAUUUUUUUCACUUUAAGAAUCAUAAAUCAUAUAUCAAUAAAAAUGUACGUUUUAUGAAUAAUCCACAGAGUAAUCUCAGGGAGGUUAAACAGAAACUGUCACAUCAACAACAAUGAAAUUGGACACGUCUUAGUGUCCACAAGGUUCACAAAUGUGAGAAGCGUUGAGGUUGGGGGUUCGAUCCUGUUGCAGGUGACUCCAGCAUAAGUCAUUCCGAACCCCCACCCCCGUGCCAACCUACCGUACCUAAGGGUUCUACAAAAGUUUCUCUCUGCUCUUCCGUCUUGAAAAGUCGGCCACUAACACAUCAAAGUUGAGCUGUCGAACAAACUCUGAUUCUAUUGCAAGAAGGGAGAGUGAAUUCAACUGAUUUUGGCACAUUUUCAUCCUGAGCUCAUUUUUUAUUCGAGCCAGUCUGGAGAAUGACCAUUCCCCUUCACAGUUUGUUAUUGGCAGGGUCAAAAACAGUCUGAGUGCUAUGUAAACAUUUGGGAAAGUGGACUGUAAAUCCAAAUUUACCAUGGUCUUUAGCAUUGUAUUUGGGCAUUUUUGUUCUUCUGAAAUGAAUGAUUUGUACUGAACAAGUUCAUCUGCCAAGCUCAUGGUCAGAUCAGUGGGAUAUGCUGCAGCAAGAGAUUCUGCCCUUAAAGUGAGCUCACCGUUGGACCUAUUGUCAGGCAUGAAAAGAACAUGAAAAAGAUUGGUCAAGUGUGUGUAUGCAGUUAACCAAUGGUUAAGGCAGGACACAAGUCUACAGAAACCUACAGAGCUACAGAAACCAUUCAGGGCUUCAAAAAUUCAGCUCAUUGAGGACAUUAUGGGGUGUAUUCAGGAUUUUUAUUCAAUUAAAUUUUCCCCAUUUUAAAUUCACUCAGUAAUAAUGCAUUCCUCAAUUCUUUGAGCAAAGUAAAACCUUUUCAAACUGAUUCAAACCUUACUGAUACUUAAAACCUUUCUAAUACUUGAGGAUUUUUAAUUAUUAAAAAUUUCCCUGUUUAAAAUAGUUUUAGUAUUCAUGCAUUAUUCACCCCUUGAACAAAAUCCCACUUCUACUACUACAACUACUGCUAAUAUCAAUUAAACUAAUACUUUGACUUCUACUUCAACUACUAUUGCUACUAUUUCUACUUUCUCUACUGCUACUACUACUUCUACCUCUAGCUCUGCUACUUUGACUUCUCCUAUUCUCAAACUAUUUCUACUGCUUACAUGACUACUAAUAUCACUACUUGACUACUUAUCAUACUACCACUAGAACAACAAAUUAAACUUAUGCCACUUCUCACCUUCCUGCCUUUUAAGGUAAUUUACUUCUUCAUUCAAACUUUGUGCAAUUUCAGUCAUUUUUCUGGCCUCUUUCAGCAUGAAUAAUAUUUCAAUUUAUGGAGUAUAUUCAUACUGUUUGUCCUUCAACCAUUUUCACAAUUAUUCAACUUCUAUUUCUUUUUUACCCCUUCAACAGCUUUAACAUUUAUACCUUUCUCCAUGUUUUAUUAGCAGUUUAGCAUUGCUUUUUCAGCUUUCAGCACUCAGUAUUUCCACACAUUUUCUGCAAGGAAAUGCAAUUUUUCUAGUUCCACUUAGACUUUUGUUCACUGAAAAUACAGUAGCCCUUACAAUGGCUCUAAGUCUAGUUAAGGUACACUAUUAUUACAAUACAAUACAAUACAAUACAAUGUAAAUGUAAAUGUCAAUGAGCUUUUUAAUAGGGUGUUGGAUGCUAAAUCUGAUAGUCUAGGAAAGGUUUUAAUGUAAGAAUGUUGUUAGGAGUUUCGAUAAGUGGAUUUAACAGUAUUGGAUUUUCACUUAAACUACCAAAAUUUCUACCAUGUGAGGAGUUUCGAUAAACGCAAUGCCAAGUGUAAUGUGGGAGUGUUGUAUAGAUAUUGGAUUUUCACUUGGACUUCACUUUGUUGGCAUUGGUGUGUACAGUACACCCCUUUACAGUGGGGACAUAAGGAAGCGAAAUCUGCGAAGUGAAGCAGGGUGAAACUCAGUGUUCUGAAGGUGAAUAUCUACCAGUCUACUACUCUCCUCAAAGAUAACUAUAGGUUAUAAUGACACGUGAAUCUGCUGUGUAUUGUGACUGGACCACUGUACAGCCUGCCCCUGAGUCUAGCUCGGCUAUUGGACACUCGCUUCACAAUAUGGUCGCGACGCGCAAUAGAUUUGCAUGCACCUGAACACAAGGUAUGCAGAUAUGUGCGCAUGUUGCAAUAUUGACACAACCACGAGGGGCGAUCUUCCGAACUUCCAUGUUGAGCUCGUGGUAGAGUCAAACAAUGGUGGAAAAUAUUAAUGAGAGCCCAGUUGGCUAUCUACCCCCUACAUGAUACCGCCAGUAUCCAAUGUUGCCAAUCGCUAGAUUUAGCGACUUUUGGCCGUCUCUGGUGACUAAAACCUCAUCUAGCGACUUAGCGGCUUUUUAGGUGAAUCUGGCGACUAUAAAAAAACACAUCUCUCGAGUGUCAAAAUAAUUGUUUUUCAAUGUAACUUCAGCUCUGCACCGCCACCAGAAGCUUAUUUUAUGGUUAAGCAGCACUGCGCAUUAGCCCUGAUCUCGAAACUGUUACCUUUGGGAUUGUCAACAUAGCCAUGUAGACACAUUUUCUUGAGAUCAGUGAGUCGUGUCUGAUGUUAUGAAAUCAUAGUGACAUAAUCUAGCGACUUUUCAGAGAGCCAAUAGCGACUUUUGGUGAUUUGUUUUUGGCAACACUACCAGUAUCGUGCAUAGUGCUCUGAUUGUUCUGCUGCAAGUAUGUGCGGUUGCGCACGUAAAUUAAGUCACACAGCUAGCAUAUCCUGGGCCUUAGGGCUCACUGAAAGGACUUUCUUUUAAAACCCUUGGUAAAUCAGAGGCCCUUUAAGAACAUUUGUAAUCAGAGGGCUCUCUUAACAGUAUGCUCUCCCAUUAGGGCUCUCCCUAGGGCCCCCACAUAGCCAGAAGUCACGACCCUUAGCAGGGGCUUUCAUAAUCAUAGGGCCCUCUGAAAGCACUCCCCCCUACUUCCUUGAACUCCUAGUUGGUAAAUGUUAGGGCUCCCUUAGGAGUAUUCACGAGAGGCACUACAGCAGGGCCAGCCCAGGGGCCCUCUGACUGCUGUCCCCCAUAGACAAAGGGCCCUCUGAUUGCCAUCCCCCAUGGCCCAGGGGCCCUCUGACUGCCAUCCCCCAAAGCCCAGGGGCUCUCUGAUUGCCGUCCCUGUCCCCCCCGCUCAAUUCAUAUCACCCUUCUCUCUUGGUUCUCUUCAGAUAUGCCCUAUAACAGUGUAAGUAGUCAUAAGAUCCUAGAGAAUAGAGGCCCUCUGACAUCGCAAUUGGCAUCAGCAUCUGCAUUGCUUUGGAAAUGAGGAUCCAUGAUCCUGCUCCUGAGUGAGAAACAUGACACCUGUUUAUAACCCCAGGUAGUAAUUCAGUUACUGGCUGUGAUCACUUUUGUUAUGGCUUCAGUAUUAACCAUUAAAGGGCUAUUUCAGUGUUUUUGAAUUGAGGUUCUAUGAGUUACACAAUGAGAACAUUUGAUUUUGUACUAUUUAAAGAUGUUUGUUUUGGUCUGCAGAUAGUGAAAAAAAACUUAGGCUGUGUCCGAAAUGGCAUACUGCCUACUAUCUACUUACCUACUCAAGCAGUACCUACUGCCUACUGACUAAUCAAAGAUGAUUUGAGUAUGCUGCGGCUGCCCGAGCGUUUACAUACAGAUGCAUACUAAAUACCCCAGAAUGCAUUUCAUGCCGGCCGGACGCAGCGCCGGGAAAAUUUAAAUAGUCCUACCACAAGCUACACAGAACGACUGCAUUCCGGACAAAUUAUAUAAAUUCAUUCAAUAAUAAUAUUUUUUCUAGCGAGAAAGUAAGUGUUUACAUCACGAUUAUGAGCCCAGUUGUUUGAAAUAGUGACUGUAUGUAAAUUUGUUAAUUUGAUAAUGCUAUACACCACCUGCUAGGCGUGUGAUGAGCAGCAGAGGGCUGCAAAAUGACCAACACACAACAUAAUUAUUAUGACCUUGUUCGGUUAUUCCUUGGCAAAUACAUCAUUUCCCGACUACAUUCUUUUCAUGUACAAUGAUAAUUUCAGAAACCAUCAGAUUUUCAACCACAAGUAAGAAUUAGUAAAGCUCACAUACAUUAUCAACUGGAAACUCCCCCGUUUGUAUAUUCUGAACCAUGUGCUCUCUACCAAUAAAAUUUUUAUUAAUCAGAGGUCUGUGCUUAAUAUGAGUGACCACUUUGAUGAUGCAUUCAGAGAUGAGAAGAUGCUCAAACUUGAUGUAAUAAAUACAUCUUUAAUAGACACUUAAAUAAAUAAAGUCAAUUCAUACGAAUAGUUAAAAACAUUACCUAUAAUCCUAAUUUAAAAUACAAAUAAAUCUGGUAAAAAGAUCAAAAUAUGAUAAAAUGAUAAAAAUUGUGUAAUGUAUACUGACUAAAUAUUGUUUAUCUAUUUAUAUAUAUAUAAUUAUUAUUGCAGUCACAUGCCAUCUAUUUCUUUUCAGCCUCGGGAAAGAGGGCCAUAUUACCAGCUGAGGUGCGCAAUGCAUUGUGGGGCAGAAGCAGUACGUGAAGCAAGCUCCGUUCCACACUCAGAAAUCUAAGCCGAUUGAGUAUACAUCCAGGCAUUUCUCGCAUACACAAAAUUCGCAUACCGUACAGUGUGAACGCACUGCCUACUCAAUUCAGAGGCGGGAUUAGUAGGAGUAGUAGGAGUAAUAUGCCAUUUCGGACACAGCCUUAGACUCUCUCUGAUGUGGAAGUGCCAAAAAAAAUGUCCCAGUAAAGUUUAUAAAUCAGAAAAUCUCAUGGCAGAGUCCCCCCUUCUGCAGAAAACUGUAGCCCAGCUUAUGUGCAGGAUCUCUCUGCAGUUUCUCAGGAAAAGGUUCAAGCUGACCAACUUCCAUUUAAACUUUAACACUGUUAUACUACCACUAUUACAGUCUCACUCCAAAAACACUGAAAUAGCCCCUCAAGUUAUUUUGUACAUUUCAUUGUAAACUCUAUCUUCUGUGUUAUAUUAUUUCAGCUUUGUAAAGUUGUUGAUUAAUUUUUUGUUUAUGAAAUUAUGUAUGAUGAAAAAACAUCAUCUUAGCAUGUACAGGACAACAUCUUUGUUGGGGUUGGCAGCUAUCAACUAUAUAAACAAAGUACGGUUUAUUUAUAUCUGUUUUUAAAGUUGUUUGUGGUGCCUUUCAAAAUACAAAACAACUGAAAGAUGUUGAAUAAACAUCAGUGUAUGAAAAGUGACAUGUGCUGUGUUUGCUGUUUGUGACAAAAGGCUUAUUGACAACUUAAAAGAAUGAUACCCCCCUUUAAAGGCUUAUUUAUUUGUAGACAUUUUUAUUCAAAGAUGGAAAAACCCCAAAAGACAAAAUAUACCAAGAAAUCCAUACGUACAAUAACAAUUAUACAAUUACAGUACAUUAAAAGCAGUAAUGUUAAAGAAACACUGUUUAUGGAAAAUCAAAUUGUGUUGCAAAACAUUAACAAAAGAUGGAUGAUUAUAACAAUGAAAAUGACAACGAUAAUACUACCACGACCACUUAUUACUUCCACUACAACAACUACUAAUAAUGAUGAUACUACUACUACUACUACUACUACAAAUAAUGAUCAUAACAAUAAUAAUACUAAUAAUAAUAAUAACAAAAAUACUACUACUACUACUACUAAUAAUAAUAAUAAUAUUAAUAAUUAUACUAAUACUAAUACUACAACUAGUAAUAAUAACAACAACAACAAUAAUAAUGAUGAUGAUAAUACUACAACUAAUAAUAAUCAUAAUAAUAACAACAACAAUAAUACUAAUAAUACUAAUACUACUACUUCUACUAAUACUAAUAAUAAUACUAAUAAUACUAAAACUACUAUUACUACUACAACUACUACUACUACUACUAAUAAUAAUAAUAUGAACAAUAAUAAUAAUAAUAAUAAUAAUAAUAAUGAUGAUGAUGAUACUACAACAACUAAUUAUAAUAACAACAACAACAAUAAUACCUAUAAUACUUCUACUACUACUAUUAAUAAUAAUAAUAAUAAUAAUAAUAAUAAUAAUAAUAACAACAACAACAACAACAACAACAACAAUGAUAAUAAUAUUAAUGAUGAUGAUAAUACUACAACUAAUAAUAUUUAUAAUAAUUACAACAACAAUAAUACUAAUAAUACUAAUACUACUACUUCUACUACUACUAUCAAUAUGACUACUACUACUACUACUACUAAUAUUAAUAAUAAUAAUAAUAAUAAUAUUACUUCCAGAUUCCAAAAGACUAGAAUAAUGAAAUCUAAAAUGCACACAUUAUAAAAACCUAAAUAAAUAGACGUCAAUGUUGAGGUCAAACAGCCCCACCUGCCGUCUAAACGCUCUUCCUGCAGCUGCCGCUUUCAGGCCUGUUCUCCUCCUGGCCGGCAGGGGGCGGUAACAUUCUCAGGAAGCAGAAGAAGAGCGGCGCUGUCCCCGGUUCUCCCUCUUCCUUCCGCGGCCUCAGAGGUAGGAGAGCAGUCCCACAUAUGAAGAUUAGAAUCCGUCUUUAAUCUCAAUGAAAUCUUUAUUAUCCUGCGUUUUAAACUGCUGCGUUUGAUAAAUGUUUAUCUAACUAAACAGAGUGGGUUAGAUUUUUGAGUUUGGGUCUGUAAAUCCAAUUAAAUCUGGUUAUUUUGAGGCGCCGGUUUCGUGGCUUUCUCAUCAUGUCCGCCAUGUUGGCUUCGUUAAACGAUGUUGUUCGAUCAAAUAUCCUGUUUUUCAGUUUAAUUAGCAGCGUUUACCUCCUUAGAUUACUGUAUUCUGUUAAGUUUGAGUUUAGGUUAUCUGUUGUUCUUUGUAUUUCGGAGGUUAAAUCAGCAGAAAUGUGAAUUUAACUCUUUAAUGUCUCUCCUCUCAGAUCUCUGAAGAUGGUCCGCUACUCUCUCGACCCCGAGAACCCGACCAAGUGUGAGUGUUUCAUCGUGUAUGUAUGUGUGUGUGUCAGAGUGAACAUGUGAGCUGUGAUGACUUCUUAGGACACCUUUGGAUUAAAGCUGAAAAGAACUCGUUAACACACCUGAGCUGUCACGUGUUUAUUCCACGUUAACCUUCGGUCUGAUCCAACCGGAAACACUGAAUCAUGUUUUUUUAUCAUAUGUUUUAUUUCAGCAUGCAAGUCCAGGGGCUCAAACCUCCGGGUUCACUUCAAGGUAAGAACAAAAGUCCUCCUUUAACGUCUCUCAGAGGGACGAGGAAAGUCCAGGAAACAGGUUUAUCUGUCUGUGAUGGAGUUCUUUAGUUUUCAGAGAUAAUUCAAGUUUACAGGAGAAUCAUCUGUUUGUACAGUGAGAUUAUCUUGAGGGAAAGAAGUUAGUGUCUGGGGUGUCUUAUGUGGAUAAAAUAUAAAACUAAAGGGUUGGUGUUAAGGGGUCAAAUAGCUGAUUUCUUUGAAAUUCACCUCUCUGUCCUCGUCUGUGGUCACCUGCUGCAACCUGACUCAGAGUUCACACACUUAACAAACGCCUGUGUCAUGAUCACAACCUCUUAACUCUGGUAACAGAAUAUUGCUAAAGCUGAGUGCUGUCUGUAUGAAGGUGUGAUCCAGGGCUUUACACUAACUCUUUUCAUGAGGAGUACAUGUUCUCCUAAGUUAAAAAAGUAAGGAGCGCUAAACCCCAGUAAAACUAAAUAAAAUCUGUCCUAAUAUUCCAAAUAUCUGUGUGUAGAGGAAAAAGGAACAUUGUUCCAUUGGCCCUCAUUUAUCAAGCUUGCGUAUGGCAGAAAACUUGCGUACGACUAUUUUGACGUGAGGAUCGGCAUUUAUCAAUCUGCACGUGAGCGUACACUACGACCAAAUCUCACAACAGGUCUGACAUCGUGUUCACAAGUUUGAGUCAGUGUGGAUCUGCGGUGCAGCAAAUGUCUGUCUCAAAAUAAUUGAUAAACAAACCUCAAACCUGUCAUUUAGCACAAUCAGCCAGAUUUCAUUAAAGAGUAAGACGUAAAUAAAAUAAAAAAUUUGUUAUGUCCUUCGUGAAUAGGCCUAUUUGAUAACUCUGCCCAGAAACACUGCCACAGAGCAGGAGCGCCGUUUCAACAUUACGCACACAUGCACACGCGCCACUGUGGAGCGCUGCGUAUGACUCCUAAAAGGCAGGUGUCUCUGUCUUGGUCCGGCAGCGGGGACAUUGUUGUACACACCUGAAAGGGUGUGGGACAUCAUUUGGGCCAGUACAAAUUUGCACAAUGUUGCACUGGCGAAUGGAGUGCUGCUGGCUGUGCUGGUAUGACGUGAGGACCCUAUGCCUAGAGAACAAUAACGAGGAGAGACUCCACAAAGGUGCUGUACAGAGGAGACAGGACCUUAUCAAUGCAUUCUGACAAGUAAAGUAUAAGUUUAGAAAGUGUUCUUGCUAUUUAAUCAGUGAUAAAAAAGAAAUCCAUAAAAAUGUACCUCAGGAGCAGCAACACACCGUUUGGUGACGUUAAUAAUUAUUAUUUUUGUUGAGCCUCUGUCAGACUCUCCAGUCUGCUCUACAUUACAAAGAUGCAACAGAUUAAAACUAAAUACUCUCAAUAAUAGGAGCAAUGCACCCUAUGUCAGGGCAAUAAACAAAUGAGUCAUGUAUGAGAUAUUAAUUUAUCAUCAUGAGCAACUUAGUGACUAAUGAUUUAUUCAAACUUGAGCCACUGUCCGCUAUUCCAUGGCAGCGCUGUUCAGCGCCACUAUAAUCCUGCUCCAGACAGGAGUUUUCUGGACUGCUUUUAUACCAGUUUUGAUGCUUCCAAAGAGAAAAUCCUCGUUAGUUUCUACCACAGAUGUGAGGAUAUCCACUUUCAGCUCGGAAAAGUUUCAGAUCUUUCUAAUAUUUCUCCUCUUUCAGAAGUGGGUUUAGAAGUGGGUGAGGCUUCUAAACCACGAAGAUUUUAGGGCGUGACAUGUUAAUGACGAUUGAUUUCAGCCACCUGAUCAUACGUACGCUGGGAUUGGUCAGAUACGAACCCUUUCAUAAAUCUCAGGUGUGUCCUAUCGUACUAUGAUGAAUCCUGCGCUCAGAUCUGUGCAAGAUUGAUAAAUGAGGGCCAUUGUGUUUGGGAAUGCUCAAAAGUACAAUCAUUUUGGCAGAAUUUGAUGUGGGCCAUUUCCCAGAUGGUGGGUGGUGGUGAUGGUGGUGGUAAGAAUGUUCCCCUGCAAGCCAAACUCUGUAUCCUGGGUAUAUACCCUGAAAAUUUAGUUGUCGGCUCUAAAGUCAGUAUUGAUUAAUUCAGGGCUUCUACAAUCUACAAGACUGAUCGCUCUUUUCUGGAAAAAUCUACAGUUGCCCUCUGUAAAGUUAUGGUUGAAGGAGAUUGAAACACAUCUUGCGUUGGAAAGACUUACAUAUAUCAUAUGGGGGAAAAGAAAACAGUUUGUUACAGGAUGGAAACCUUUUUAGGGAUUUUUGGAGGAUGAGAAUGUUGUUAGAACUUGAGGUCUUCAAGUCACCACUGCUGCUACUUUUUUCAGUUGUUUUUUGUUACUACUGUUUUACUACUAUUUUAAAAUUUUAUCUUUAUUCACUUAUUUUUCUCUUCUUUCGAUUUUUUGAUAGUUUUGUUGUAUAGUGCACUUAUACAUCAUUGCUAUUGCUGCAGUGUUUGUAUGUUUUUCUUAUAUGUAAAAACUUCAUUAAAUGUUGUUUUAAAAAAGCUAAGGAACUCGCAAAGAACUUUAGAGGAUCAAUGAAAAUUUAUCAAUAAUGUUUGUCUUAUUGGUGGAUCUUAGUACUGUUAUUAGAAAUCGAUUUUAGGUCUAUUGGUCACAUGACAUGGAAGCUAUUGAAGGAAAACAGCCUUUUCUGAAAACAUCAACCGGUAAUUUAUUGACGGUCCCUUAUUCAACACCCAACAUUUACAGCGAGGGUGCCGAGUAGAUUUAACCGCGCUGCUGUUGUUAUUCCUGGUUAUGGAGAGUGAAAAGACAACGGUAGAUCCUCAGUGAAUGUCCAUCAAAUAUCCAACCUAAAACUAACUUCACCACAGUAUUUACAGGGGAAAAAAACCAUUAGAUUUUUUUUAAAUUUUUUUUUUUAUGCGCACAUGUGACCCUAAAUACAUUUAACUAUUCACACACAUCUAUUUUAGUCACUAAUGUGAGUGAAACGGUUGCUGUCGAGUCCUGAUCUGGGGUAUAUUGUAUGUAUAAAAGGUAAUACUAAAGGGUCGGGGUUAUGGGGCCAAAAAGUUGAUUCCUUCUAAAUUCGCCUCUCUUCACUGAUCUGUGGUCACCUGCAGCGCCCUGACUCAGGCUCUGUAGAGGGGAGGUCCUGAAGUCCACCGUCUACCUGAUGCCUUUUGACAUGAACUCUCUCAGGCGGCUGUUUUUAAACUUGAAGCUGUUCAGACAGUGCCUCUUAACUCUAUUGUUGGUUGAUUGAAGUUUAAUUUGAAUAUGCAAACCAAAAAAGAGUGAGGAGAAGAAUAUCUUCUGAACCCCAACCCUUUCCCUUUUAAUUAAUAAUUACCCACACCAAGCUUCCUUACAACUUGUUUAGAUGUACCUGAUAAUUAUAAAGUACAUUCAUGACUUUGUAUUACAAUACAAAAUCUACAUCCACUUCAUACAGCACACACUUAAAAACAACAAAACAAAAUAAAACAAAGAAACAAAAAAUACCAAAAACAAAAGCAACAAUAACCUCAGAACACAUAGUGCUCCCCAACACCUUCCUCAUCCCUGUACCUCUAAAAAUGGUGUCUUUAUACCUCACUUUAAACUGUGUAAACAUGUUUGAACUUUAACUCCAUGGAUAACCUGAAACACAAAAACCCUUCCUCUUUGUGCGAAUUAAAGUCAGAUUAAAGUUAAUUUUUCCCCUUAAAUUAUAACUGAUAACACAUACCGAAUAAUUUAUGUAUAUUUUAUUGGUAGAUAAUUAUUUGAGCUGUUUGAUAUUCCACAAUGUCUGUGAAUUUUAACAACUUGGAAAACUGCAGAAAUAAGAAGUGUGUGUGUUCCUGAUAGCCAACAUUGUGUAGAACUGGUAUUGCUCUGUUUUGAAUGGUGGUUAGUGGCUGUAGUGAUGUUUUAUAGUUGUUACCCCAAACCUCAGUACAGUAUUGGAAUUUUGGUGAGAUUAGGGAACACUAGCCCCGUUUAUAUGGGUAGUUUUCCUCCACCUGAUUGAAAUCAAUCAAAUUAAUUGAAUCUGAUUCCAUCUGUAUACAUGAACUUUAAGUAAAGAGAUCCACGUUCAAUCCGCGUUUACAUGGCCUCAGCUGAAUCCGAUUGUAUUUUUAUUUUUUUUUUACAUGCACAGAAGGUCACUCUGCCACUACCUGUAAUAAUGUAAUACAAUACGCUGUCUUUAGCACUUUCCAGCGUGUUUUAAUUUGCUCGAUAGUCCUGUUCACUCCUCCAGCCUCCAGCAUUUCAUGUUCUUGUUUGAACAACUCUGUGUUUCGUGACUUUCUACCAUCUAACCUCUCAACAAUUUUCAACUCUCACAAGGUUUCUAUCAAAAAGUUUGUCUCCCCCACUGCCCAGUUUUUCUAAGGUGUUUAUAUGAGACACUUUGAAUCUGAUUGACCUUUCAAUCUGAUUGUAAAUAGGAUUUUUGGACCCAUGUAAACGGGGCUACUGAUGAAGAGUGUGAAGUGAUUUUUUUGUUUAGUUUUGCGAUGCUUCUUGAGACUUUGAUUUGUAUGUGUUUGGUUUGUGAUUUCCAAGUGAUUCUGUCGUCUCUGGUGACCCCUAAUUGUCAUUGGUUAUUUUACUUAAUAUUUCUAAGGCUGAGUUGUCUGUAUAAAGGUGUGAUUAAUGAUUACCUGUCAUUAUUAAUGAUGAUCUGACAGGGAAAUUCUGGUUGUGAGGCAGGAGCAGCUGCUCUCUGUGAGACUGUUAUUCUGUUAGGUCAGACCUGGAUGUUAAAACUGUUGACUAUGAAACUCGUUGCGGUGUCAGCGGAUGUUUGAUGGCGUUUGUUUUUCUCAUCAGAACACCCGUGAGACGGCCCAGGCCAUCAAAGGCAUGCACAUCCGCAAGGCCAACAAGUACCUGAGGGACGUCAUCGUCAAGCACCAGUGUGUCCCCUUCCGCCGCUACAACGGAGGAGUCGGCAGGUGUGCCCAGGUGAGCUCUGACUGACCAAUCAGGAGUCUGUUUGUGUUAAAGCUGCAGUGAUGACCAUCUUAGGACACCUUUGGAUGAACCAUGAAAACAAACCUUUAAAUCUGAGUGGCGUCUCUAGAUAAACCCGCUCUGUCAGGGGGCAGAGCUUCCUCUCACCUGAUCUUUGUGUUGUUGUUUUUCAGGCCAAACAGUUCGGCUGGACGCAGGGACGCUGGCCCAAGAAGAGCGCAGAGUUCCUCCUGCACAUGCUCAAAAAUGCUGAGAGCAACGCUGAGCUGAAGGUACGACUAAAACUCCUGCAGGGUCUUACUGCGGUCCUAGUGCUGGUCUUACAGAGGGCCAUGCCUCCAUGUUUUAGAGACCAUCACAUCGAUCAGCUGAUUACCUGGGACUCAUCUAAGGGAGGCUGCAGUGAUGACCAUUUAGGACACCUUUGUAUGAACCAUGAAAACAAACAAAGUCUGAGCCCCCUCCCUCAGAGCACACACUGAUGCUGAUGGUUUUUGUCUGUAGUGAGUCUCAAGAACCCUCAGGUGCUGGUUUGAGAGGGUCCCUGAGAACUUGUAGGGGUACUGUAGUUUUCUCUGUCAGUGUUGAUUGAGGCUCACACAGGUGAGGUCACCUGAGCCCAGCACAGGUCUGACCACUCAUAUUGACACCUCCUUAGAUCAGGGUCUGGAGAAAUGUCGGCCCAAGAAUCCGUCUGAGGAAAAACUGCUGACUCCAGGAAGGAGAGAGGGAGCUGAGAAAAUCCAGUUUGACUCUCAUUCUCAGACUACAGGUCUACAUCCAGACCCUAGACUGUAUGUAGCCAGGGUUGCAAAAUUCCCGGAAUUUUCAAAGUUGGAAACUUUCCACAGGAAUAAAUCUGAAAUGUCCAAAACUGAAGGUUGGCCCUCAACAGGAACUUAAAUAUAGUUGGUGAAAUAUCUUGUAGCAUAAUCUUGACUAAAACAACCAGAUUUAAUCUAAGUCCACUCCUCAAUCACAUGAUCACACAGCACACUGCUACUUGCAGGGCUAUUGAGGCCGCACCCGCUACAUGCACUGUGCCGAAAUGAAAAAUUUGAUGUCACAAUAUUGGUAGCCCAAAAUAUCACAAUUCACGAUAUUAUCACAAUAUUAGCGCAUUGCUUUUAACGUUAUUAAAAGUGGCAAAACUGCGAAAUCACUUCUCUGUGCCCAGCAUGACAUGCACAAACAGUAUGAGCAAGAGGCAGCUAACAUCACUAAUGUUGUCAAUAAUAAGCAGUAGAGUCGACCAAACUUGUUGUGGUCAUGUUUUUACCUUGAUUUGGGCGAACGAUGCUGGAUGGUGUUCACGGAGGUGGGCACGUAGGUUUGAAGUGUUAGACAACUGCGCUGCAACUUCCUUACUGCAUAACCUGCAGAUUGGUGUUAGGUUUACCUACUCCGUCUGUUUUGUGAAGCCGUAAAACGUCCAUACUGCCGACGAAACCUUUUUAAUAGGAGGAUACAGCCGAGGCGUUUCGUCAUUCAUAGUCUGCAACUGUUCUUGGUCCGGUGUUAUGCCGUAGAAUGCACCCCUGCCGUUGAAUGCACCCCUGACAGGAGCACGGUUGAAAGUACACAACAAGGUGAAAUAAUCAAAGUUUUCCUUACCGUUGGGUGGAUUCAAAAGCGUGUGGCUUUAAUGAUUUCAUUCAGACUAUUCAGAUAAGCCGAAAACAAUAGCCCUCUGAUUCGGAAUAUUUGCUGUCCCGACAGUUUACUGUACAGUUUAUGUACCCAAGUACACCUCUGUAUGUGCAUUUUUGGGGACACAUAAAAACAGAACCAAUUUGACAUGUCAUGAUCCAGUACUCGUGUUUUUAAACUAUCAGAUCAUAUCUCCUCCACUUUAAGAAGCUAAUGAGCGUAUGGGAUGCAUUGUGGACACGCUCCAACAGUGCUUUGAGUUGCCGCAAUGCAUUGUGUGUGGCCACGCAUUUUGUGGUAAAAUUUCUUCAUUUUCUCUUUUAAGGUUCCCGGUUUUGUUAGGCUGGCAUUAAUGUACUUAAUUCGAGUUUUUUUUUUUGGAUUUGGGACUACUUUUGUGGUGGUUUGUUUGUACAUUUUGCUACAGAGGCUUUGACACCGUCGGUAAGACUACAAGCAGGUUAGGUUUGUUAAAACUCAGCUUCACUCACCUCCGCUGAGUGACGCUGCCAUGCGCCUUUUAAAUUAUAAUUGUUGAACGAUUAUUACAGUACCUUACAAUUUUGAAAUCUCGACCGUUUAAUAUCGCAUAUCGCGAUUAAAUUGUGUAUCAGCACAUCCCUAACCCCCUACAUGCACUGUGCAUUCCUCCAUCACAUGAUUCACAGAUGAUUUCUUGAAUAAAAAUAGGUGCUAAAUUUAAGUUAUUUUUCAUUUCAUUGACCAUUUAAGGGGCUAGCUUAUUAUGGUGGUGGUAACUGCCUCAAAUGUGAUGUUGUUUCUUCUGACUCCUGACAGACGGUUUUCUGUAACCAAACAAUAAUUUAUACAUCAAUUAUCAAAUAUUUGGAAGACCAUUCCAGUUAUUCAGCCAACUAUAUUUCUGUUCAUGCGAUUGCAUUAGUGUUUUUACAAGAUUUUUAUUUCAUUCUACAGAAAAAUGUCAUGUUCACAAUCUGAGUGGAAGAAUGUCACACAAGCUAAAAUAUUUACAUGUAUGUUUGGAUAUGAUACAGUUUGUUUAAGGGUCAAUGACGUAUAAGGUUUUUCAACAUGCCAAUUUUAAAAUACCAAAAAUAAUAUCUUUUGCAACAGUUCCAACACUAAGGAUGUUAUGUAUACAAAAAUUAAAGUUUAAUUUUUAAAUUAGGCAAUUUUAGUGUUUUUUCAUCUAGAUGAAUUGCCUGUGGCCUUAAAAAAAUGUCAUGUGGUGCGACCAUCAUUUAUCUCAAAAUUAUUACAUUUUUUCAACAUACUCCAUAGUUUUUUACAAAAUGUCGGUAAUAUCAAGAACAUAGGAAGAAAGCGUUCGCUUUUUAUUUGAGUUUUUGUAAAUAAUGAUCUCAUAUAUUAGCUCUAUAAUGUCACAGUCGCUAUAUCAAAUGUAGUUCACUAUUUUUUUCUUUAAAUUGCAUAAUACUGAUAAAAAUGUUUUGAAACUACCUUUCAUGUAAGCAUAUUGUAUCAGGUAUUAAUGUCUCAGUUACAGAAAUGAGAUAUUUUAGUUUGUAUUUGAUAUAAUUAAUGUUAUUAUUGAUCGCAACCACAUGAUUGGUGGUCGCGCCAAAUGACCUGAAGACCUUGUAUCAUUAAAAAUCAAUUUAAAGAGACCAAUGAACAAUUAAUUUCAUACAAAUUUUAUAUUUAAACCAAAUUUUAUUAACAUUUCAAACAUGAACACGAACAUUUUAUUUCCCUUUUUUACAAAAAUUUAACUCUGUUUGUGUAUGUGGUCCAGAGGCCUGCACUUUGAAGCUGGAUUAACACAACCAGCAUAACUCUGCCACAACUCGCUCAACUUCACCAGAUCUCCGUAAUCCCGAUCAGCUGUACUACGAGGCAGGAUAUCAACUCGCUAACUAAAUUCAGUUGUGGUCAGUCUAGAUCUGUGCGCGCACACGUAAAGGGGGUGGGGUCAGUGGCACCGGACCAUUCUCCACAAUGAAGAAGGCUGCAUGUCAUAUUUCACAGCCGAGGAACAGAGUAUUGUUUUACGCUAUUACGAGGAGUACCGCAACAUUAUAACAGUGAGGAGCAGGACAGCUGCAGCCGCUAAAAGCCGGAGGGACUGCUGGUAAAAAAAUCGAUUGUGUAAAUUACAUUUGUGCGUUCAUAAAUUUAUGGCCCCCUAAUAUGUUGUCAUGCAGCGUGUGUGAUAACCUCCAUCAUUGACCUCAUUAUUUCAGAUACAACAGCAGUGAGGAAAAGAGAACGUGGGAGCAAAUAAAAAUAAAUCUAAAAACAUCCGUCAAAGUGGUUAGUAGGUUUACUGGAAGAUUUUAUUUGUACAUAUUUCAACGCGUUAACAGUGAUUUCCUCACACUGCCUUUUUUCUUUUUUCUCCAUCAUCCGAUGGUCACAUGUCAUCUGCAGACACAUUUGGGGUUAAGAGGAGUUUUCUAAUCUGCUUCAAUAAAUUCUGAAUGAUGACUGAUAUGCCGCAUGAAACUUGAACUUGGAGCUUGGCAAAUAUUAGUGUAUUGCUUCGACUUCAUGCUACCUGAAUAUUGAGGCCGUCCGAGGAAAACCUGUAAUGUUCAUAGAGAAUGUCAUCAGGUUAAUCAAACGGAUUUGAACGAUCAUGAAUAUAACGCUCUCGGCGAAGCGCUCCUCUCACCAUCCGUGCAGCGAUGUCAACAAUCUUGGCCCAAUCUUUGACCAGCCCUGGCAUGAACAACAUGCUGCGGGGUCAGAGUUGACACGCUGCCUAUAGCGAGCGCUUUUAACUUUGCUCGGCAGUGGCAUCUGGUAAAAUAAAUUAAAAUGACUUAAAUUGAUACAUGAAAGUUAAUAAAUUGCUAACAACGGCAUAAAUACCUUAAGUGAAAUGGCAUGCUUUUAAUAUUUUUUUUCUUAUUUUGUACAGAGAUGACCUAACCAUUAUUUCAGAAAUGUUAGCAAAAUGACUCAUCAAAUAACAAAAAAGACUCUCUACGUUCCUGUUUCUGACCUUGUCCUGGUCCCGGUGUGCUUUUAGGGUCUGGACGUGGACUCUCUGGUCAUCGAGCACAUCCAGGUCAACAAGGCCCCUAAGAUGAGGAGGCGCACGUACCGCGCUCAUGGCCGCAUCAACCCGUACAUGAGCUCUCCGUGCCACAUUGAGAUGAUCCUGACUGAGAAGGAGCAGAUCGUCCCCAAACCCGAGGAGGAGGUGGCCCAGAAGAAGAAGGUACGACUCUGAUUUAUGUCCCUGAACGCAUCGCCGAGCUGCGCUGAUGACCACUUAGGACACCUUUGGAUGAACCAUGAAAACAAAACAUUAUUUCUGAGCAGCUUAAAUCUGUGUUUGACCUCUGACCUUUGACCUGUAAUGGCGUCCUGACUCUGAGUUUGUCUCUGCAGGUUUCACAGAAGAAGCUGAAGAAGCAGAAGCUCAUGGCACGGGAGUAA